Molecule: messenger RNA, 1246 nt
Organism: Ictalurus furcatus (blue catfish)
Lineage: Eukaryota; Metazoa; Chordata; Actinopteri; Siluriformes; Ictaluridae
Gene: gpr88
Product: G protein-coupled receptor 88
Exons: 1
Coding region: 236-1246 (336 amino acids)
Biological process (GO): G protein-coupled receptor signaling pathway
Cellular component (GO): membrane
Molecular function (GO): G protein-coupled receptor activity
Source: RefSeq, a predicted model, not a curated record
CGCGUGCGCUAGAGAACAGAAGAUAGAGGGAGAAUGGAGAGAGGAAGCGCGCGCGCACUCACCCACACACACACACACACACACACAUACGUACAAAACCGUAGCUGCAGCAUCAGCACCAGGAAAGACGAAUAGAGCGAUGCACGCGCACUCCUUUCCUUUCUCUCGGACAAUAAGCCGUGAUGUGAUGUGAUGUGAUGGUGAUGUGAUGUGUACGGGAGGCUCGUGAGCGGUCAUGCAGAACAGCACGGCGGUUCGGUGCGACACAGGAGCCGCGGAGCGCAUCUCCAUCGCCGCUCUGUUCUCCUUCAUGUGCGCUCUCGGCACCGUCCUCAACCUGUUGGUCAUCGGUCUGGUGUUGAGCUUCAAGAAGCUGCGCACAGCGAGCAACGCCUUCAUCGUGAACGGCUGCGCGGCCGACUUGCUCGUGUGCGCCUUCUGGAUGCCACACGAGGCGGCCGUGGCGGCGUCAGUGCCAUCCCCGCUCUACGGCGCCGCCCCCCGGGACGCGCUGCUUUUCCUCGGCGCCACCGUGUCGCUCCUGUCGCACUCGCUCAUCGCCGUGAACCGCUACGUGCUGAUCACGAAGCCGCCCGCCGCCUACCACGCGCUCUACCAACGGAGGCGCGCGCAGGCCAUGAUCGCCGCGUCGUGGCUCGUCGCGCUCGCGUGCCUGCUGCCGCCGUGGCUCGCGGUGGCUCGUCGACCAGCGUUCGCGUGCGGACUGAUGCUGCUGAUGCUGCUCUCCGAGCCCUGGGCUGCUGCCACGCUCGCGCUCACCAUUCUCGGCCAGACCGCGAUUGUGACGUACUGCUACUUCAAGAUCUUCCGGCGCGUGCAGAUCAGCGCUAAGCGCGUGAGUGUGCUGCACUUCCAACUCGUCAACAACCUGCCGUACUCGUUCCCGAGAAAGGACAAACGGCUCGGCGUGCAUGUGCUGGCCGUGUGCCUGGUGUUCGUGUUGACCACAGAGCCCGUCCUGUGGACUCUGACCGCGGGCCUGUUCGCUCCUGUACCGGCAGCGUUCCGCACGUGCGCCUGGCUCCUCUUCUGCUCAGUCUUCGUGUCCGACCCGUUCCUGUACACGUGGAAGAACGAGGAGUUCAGAAAAGCGUUCAGGUCCGUCCUGAGAGGGGACUUCUGGCGAGGCUCCACCGUGGCCGCUGAGCCCGUUACCGUCAGCACCGUUUCUCACGUUUUCCCCCGACAGAACAGCCGCAGGGCGUUUUUAGCCGAGAUGAGCUAA